AUGCAGCGCCUUCGCCGUCCAGCGGCGUUGCUCGUAGGGCCGGCGCUGGAAGCAGCAGCAACGGCAGCAGGCACGGGAUGCCACUGCAGCGCCAUCGCCACACCCGUUCGAGCGAAAUACAUCCGCCAGCCAAGCCCGCAGUGGGACGCAGUUCAUGAGGACAUCAAUGCGCACGUCAAAAAACGCAUUCCCGGUGAAACACGCGUGGAUCGCGUGCGGCGCUUUGCGCGGGAGUGGCGCAACGUGGAGCUCGAGCUCGGCGUCUACAAAGACUCCCGCGGGCGAGAGAUUAAGUACCGCAAAACAUUUGUGUACCGCUACACGUACCCAAACGCCUUUGACGAAUUCUGGUGGCCAUGCAAGUGA
Molecule: messenger RNA, 366 nt
Organism: Trypanosoma grayi
Lineage: Eukaryota; Euglenozoa; Kinetoplastea; Trypanosomatida; Trypanosomatidae
Exons: 1
Coding region: 1-366 (121 amino acids)
Source: RefSeq, a predicted model, not a curated record